AUGGAGGUAACUAGCGGAGCUGAAGAAGGAUUUGUGAGAGAAUGGACACCUUGCUCCCAUAUUUUAAACUUAAUUCCUCCUAGAAUUCAAACUGGUCUAUUUUCAAAUGAAUUGUGCUUGACCUGUGUGGAUGCCGUUAGUGAAUAUAUCGCGCUAGGGACAAAUGUUGGACUGGUAUAUUGGUACGACAGGAAGAAAGGGAACAUUCAACGUUUAAGAUGCGAAGCAUCAACUUCACCAAUAACAUAUGUGAAGAUAGUAAGUACUGUGGAUUACAUGGUUGGCGCUGGAAAUGUGUCAGGUCAAGUCACUGUGUUCCAAAUUCCUAAAGAACACCCUGACAACUUACCUGAUACAUUCAAACCCAAAGUUGAACCUAAGGUGGAGAGGUACACAAUAGGAGAUUUGCACAAAAGCAAAAUAACAGCAAUAGAGUGGUCGAAGAAUGGAAUGCGAUUGUUCUCCGGUGACAAGAAUGGCGUCAUUAUUAUGACUGAAAUUGACUUCUACAUGCAUUUGUGUAAGUCUAUGGAAAUUGUGAAUGAAGAACAUGAAAUAGUGCAAAUGAGUUACUACCAGAACACACUGCUGGUGUCGAGCAUGUACCGCAGUAUAGUGUGCGAGAGACGCGACAGUCGGUGGCAUGUUACACAGUUGGGGAAGAAGGAGAGGAAAAGCCUGUGCGCCCUGGGCGCGGUGUUCCAGUACUCGUACGCGCGCGGCGGUGCGGCGGCCGCGUACUGCGCGCGGCCCGGCCUGCGUCUGUGGCGCGCCGACGUCGCCGGCAAAGUGCACCAGACGCUGCUGUUUAAGGAGGCGAUAUCGAACCCGCUGACGGUGGCGGAGCUGCUGAACCCGUCGUCGCGCAAGCACUCGGCCGCGGAGCGCGAGCACAACCUGGGCCCGCUGCACGUGUUCCGCGACCACUUCCUCGUGUCGCACGACGACUGCCUCCUCUACAUACUCGACCCGCGCUCCCUCACCGCGGUCGCCGUCGUCGAUGAUCUCAGAAGGAUCAUAUCGGUGGCGGUGAACAAGGACGAGAUCUUCGUGCUCGAGGGCGCGCGCUCGCUGCUGCGCCUCGCGCACGCGCCCGAGCCCGCCGCGCUCGCCGCAGACGAUACAACAAAUCUAAUGACGAAGUCCUUAACAACUUCACUACAACACGCCGUCAACACUGUGCGCGAUCUCACCCACAUCGACCAAACUGUCCCCUACAUCACUAGCGUUCUAGAACAACCGAUCUCGAUGUUCACCAGAAAUGAGACCAUAGAGACCGGAACCAUAGCCAAUGGGGAAGAGUGCUUCGAACUACCUCCCAUAAAGCACCUCCCUAACGAUAUAUCCGAAAAUGUCCUCGAAUCGAUUAUAAACGAGUUCAAAGACGUAUCGAGUGACGCGGAAGAGAUAAGGCGGGUCAAAUCUGAGGAAUUGCAAAAGAAAUUGAAAAUGUAUAAUAGUAUAAUGGAGAAGAAGUAUGAUGAUGAAUUGAUACAUAGCAGACGAAGUCGCAGGAGAGAUAAUAGUUCGGGAUCGAGUACCCCGAGAAUGGCGACACCAGUGCGGAAACCGGAGAACGUCAGUUAUACCAGUCCUUGUGUGAUGAAUGUUAGUGUAUACGGGAUUAUGCCGCAGCAAAACGACGAUCUGUUAGAACAACAGAUAGCUGAAAAAGAAAAGAUACUCGCUAAAAUGCUCAACUUGGAAUCUCUUAGCAUCAAAAAUCCGAACGACCGCUAUCAAAGAUAC
This is a messenger RNA of Brenthis ino (lesser marbled fritillary), 1749 nucleotides long. NCBI's taxonomy places the organism in Eukaryota, Metazoa, Arthropoda, Insecta, Lepidoptera, Nymphalidae. The record is from the annotation of a GenBank genome assembly.